Messenger RNA from Andrographis paniculata, 1551 nucleotides. RefSeq names its product probable serine/threonine-protein kinase PBL25. The record is from RefSeq and is a predicted model, not a curated record. Gene Ontology annotation, biological process: protein phosphorylation. Gene Ontology annotation, molecular function: protein kinase activity; ATP binding. The coding region runs from base 149 to 1450 and encodes 433 amino acids. NCBI's taxonomy places the organism in Eukaryota, Viridiplantae, Streptophyta, Magnoliopsida, Lamiales, Acanthaceae. The transcript has 6 exons.
UACGAAUGCCCGCGUUCCGCGGUGCACUGUACAUUCCUCUGAGCUUUCUCUUCCAUUUUCUUCGGGAGAAAUUGGAAGGAGAGGAAGGAAAAAACUGGGAACAAAAGCAUUUGUGCUGCGUUGUCCUCCAAAAUGAUGGCUUUUUGCGAUGAUCAGGGAAUGCUGCCUGCCCUGGGAUAUUAAGGCUGCGACGAUGAGCUGCUUCUCAUGCUUCUCAUCAUCGAAUGGACGAAAAUUAUCGAAGAAGUUAGCCGGCGGGAAACAGGAUCUGCUCUCAGCCUCUCAUCCACACAAAGAGCCUUCCACACAGCCUCCAUCACAACCAUUGCAACGGCGACACAAUGAACAUCCUAAAAAAUCACAACCAGAAGCUAAAGACAACAAGCCCGUCGUCGACGGAGGCAACAACAUCGCAGCUCAUACAUUCAGUUACAGGGAACUGGCGACGGCAACCAAGAAUUUCCGGCAAGAGUAUCUCCUCGGUGAGGGUGGAUUCGGACGCGUUUACAGAGGCUACCUCGAGAAAACGAGCCAGAUGAUCGCCGUGAAGCAGCUCGAUCGUAACGGCCUGCAAGGAAACCGAGAAUUCCUCGUCGAAGUCCUGAUGCUGAGCCUUUUGCACCACCCGAAUCUCGUCAACCUGAUCGGAUACUGCGCUGAUGGCGAGCAGAGACUCUUGGUGUACGAGUACAUGUCGCUCGGUUCUCUCGAAGACCAUCUUCUCGACCUUUCGCCGAAGCGAACUCCGCUGCCGUGGAAUGUUAGGAUGAAAAUCGCGCUGCACGCGGCAAAAGGCUUAGAGUAUCUACACGACAAAGCCAAUCCACCGGUCAUCUACCGCGACUUGAAGUCAUCAAACAUAUUGCUCGACAACGAGUACAACGCGAAGCUCUCUGAUUUCGGCCUGGCCAAGCUCGGCCCCGUCGGAGAUAAAUCGCACGUGUCGACAAGAGUCAUGGGAACUUACGGCUACUGCGCCCCCGAGUACCAACGAACGGGCCAGCUCACCGUAAAAUCGGACGUAUACAGCUUUGGCGUCGUCCUUCUAGAACUCAUCACGGGGAGACGGUCGAUCGACAGCAGAAGAUCCCACGAGGAACACAAUCUCGUCCUAUGGGCCGAGCCGAUAUUCGGGGACCCGAACAGAUACCACGAGCUGGCAGACCCGUUGCUCCGAGGCGACUACCCGAGGAAGAGCUUCAACCAGGCGGUUGCUAUCGCAGCGAUGUGUUUGCAAGAAGAUGCGUCGAUCCGGCCAUUUAUUAGCGACGUGGUGACAGCGUUGAGCUGCCUACCGAUGCAGAACGAGGGAGAAUCUCCGCCAGCGGCGACGUCGGAGAUGAUGCCGGAGAGUUCGGAAAAGCAGCGGCGGACGGAGAUGUCGGCCAAGGACAGGGAACAAGCCGUGGCAGAAGCCAUAGCAUGGGGGAGGAACAAAAGUGUACAUUAACAGAGUAUGUCUUUGUUGUUUGUUAUAUAUAUAUAUAUAUAGAUAUAUAUAUAUAUAUGUAUGUGUUUGUUGUUGCCUUUGGUUGUGAUUUUCUGCCUAUA